AUGUACAAAUACCUAGGGCGGAACAUGAAUGGAGUGUUUGCCGUUGAGAAGCCCCUGGGGGUGAGCAGUGCCCAGUUCAUCAGCAAGAUCCAGACCAUCUUCACCAAGUCGCCGGCGUUUCAGGCGGAUAUGAUCGAUGCUCGCAACAAGCGGAUGGAAGACCUUCUGACGUCACGGUGGUCCAAGGAUAAGAUCAAAAAUAAGGUCAAGAAGUUACAGGUUAAAAUUGGCCACGGCGGUACUCUUGACCCAUUAGCCCUGGGGGUGCUUAUCAUCGGUGUUGGCAGCGGCACGAAGAAGUUACAGCCGUAUUUGACUCAGUGUACUAAAGUAUACAAGACCAAAGCGUUAUUGGGUAUUUCCACUACCACUGGUGAUUGCGAAGGCGAGAUCAUCACUAAAAACCCGAUUGACCACAUCACAAAGGAAAUGGUGUUGGAAACGCCGCAGAAGUUUAUCGGCAACUUAAAGCAGACUCCACCCAUCUUCUCGGCUUUAAAAGUGAACGGUAAGCCGCUUUACGAAUAUGCUCGUGAGGGGAUCCCGUUGCCUAUGGAUAAGAUUAAAGUCCGUGAUGUCAAAGUGAAUUUUUUGGAGCUUAAUGAAGACAACAUCUUGUCUACUGACCACGAAUUUGUUAAGCUUGAGAGUCAAUUGGACGAAAACGGGGUGCCUAAAGAACACGGCCUCAUCAACAACCCUACGUUGAACGAUGCUCAAUUAUUCUUCUCGGAAGAGUUUAUGGCUAAGCAAGGCGAUGACUAUCAGAUGCCUCGCCCCAAACCGCUCGAAGAAGAUACUCUUCCGGAGAAGCUUCCCAUGGUCGAGUUCACGUCAUCGGUGAGCUCAGGUACCUACAUUCGCAGUUUGAUCAGUGACUUUGGUAAGGCGCUUGAGUCGCUGGCGUAUAUGGUUGAAUUGAUUAGAGCUAAGCAAGGUGAAUGGGAACUUGGCAAAAACACUUUUACUCUUGAAGAUUUCGAAGGCGACUCCACCGUGUGGGGCCCGGUAUUAAAGCAAGUUCUCGACGCCGAGCCCGGCACCGUCGAUGUUCCUGAAGCUUUGGCCAAACAAGCUAAGGUGGUGGAGGAAAUGAAGUUGACAACUGAAGACGAUGGUAAGGUUGAGGAAGGCAAAAAAGAAGACAAAGAAGACAAAGAAGAAGACAAAGAAGACAAAGAAGAAGCGGAAAAGGUUGUACCCCAAAAGCGGAAACUUGAGGAAUCGGAAUAG
Messenger RNA from Diutina rugosa, 1233 nucleotides. It is a transcript of the gene PUS4, whose product is annotated as pseudouridine synthase. The coding region runs from base 1 to 1233 and encodes 410 amino acids. The record is from RefSeq and is a predicted model, not a curated record. The transcript has a single exon. Gene Ontology annotation, molecular function: pseudouridine synthase activity; RNA binding. NCBI's taxonomy places the organism in Eukaryota, Fungi, Ascomycota, Pichiomycetes, Serinales, Debaryomycetaceae. Gene Ontology annotation, biological process: mRNA pseudouridine synthesis; tRNA modification. Gene Ontology annotation, cellular component: mitochondrion.